GUGUUCCAGAUAGCCUAUAUGAUCCUGAAGGCUGCCAACUCCCCCAGGCCAGGUAACUGGGUGCUGGAGCGUUCCCUGGACGGGGUGACCUUUACCCCCUGGCAGUACUAUGCCAUCACAGACACAGAGUGCCUCACCCGCUUCAACAUCCUUCCCCGCACCGGACCGCCAUCUUACACACGCGAUGAUGAGGUCAUCUGCACCUCUUUCUACUCCAAAAUCCAACCCCUGGAGAAUGGAGAGGUGAGGGGUCAGGGGUCCACAUAGGGUCACUGAAAGGUUAUAGGGGUCAGCUGUGGCGUAACAGCUACAGGGACUUGUUUCUAUAGUAUAUAUGAUUAUUUGUUGAACACUUCAAACUGAAAUUCAAUUUCAAUUCAAAUGCACAAUGUAAAAACUUGGAUUCCAUUUCACUGUAAUAUAUUAGAUUCAUCCAUGGCCCACAUGAAAUAAGACCACCAGCACACUUUCAUUCACUUGCUUUAAUGGGCAAUGUAUGGAAGCCAUUUGCUGCUGACUUGAUUGCCAGCUUCAGUAGUAUUUAAGUGCCCUGGUGGUUUAGUUCAAUUACAUGAGUCAGCUUUGAAAUCACUCACCAGCUGCUCACAAUCAAAUUGACUUAAUUAAAGUUGUGGUGAGCAAAGUUGCCCUAAUAGUGGACAUCUUGUUUACGAGUUAGGCAUACAGUCUAGGCACAUGGCACAUUUUAUUUCCUGGUGUGCUGGUUCAAAGCGCUCUCUUUUCUGUUGCAUCAUCCAUAUCUAGCAUUUUUCCGUAUUUGUUUUUGUUGUUGGAAUUUGGAAUAAAGAAAGCCUACUUCACACGAAGAAGAAUACACAAACACAUAUCAACCCAUACACACUCCACAAAAGACAGUAACGCUGCCUUGAUAAUAAUAUGCCAUUUAGCAGACACUUUUAUCCAAAGCGAAUUACAGUCAUGCGUGCAUACAUUUUUGUGUAUGGGUGGUCCCGGUGAUCGAACCAACUACCUUGGCGUUACAAGCGCCGUGCUCUACCAGCUGAGCUACAGAGGACCACGAUAAGUUGUGUAUCGGAGCAACUCCUUUUAAUUGUGAGAACCUAUUGCACAGUCUGCGCUCACUGACAGCAAUGAAAGCAGUCCAGUCCAUAGCACCACCGUUGAUCCAGUUUAUACUGUAUUAUCACCCACAUAACUCAGUUCUCUAGCACCCUACUUCUCCUCCCCCCUCCUCCUCCCUCCCCUAACCCCCAGAGUCCCCCGCCCAGGCCCCCCUGCUCUGCGCAGGCAACCAGGAGCUCCUGUCAGCCGGCUCCUUUUAGGUAGUGACAGAAAGUGUACAGCAUGAUCAUAGCGAAAUCCUAAUGAGUCGUAGGCGGAUGUCAACGCAUCGCAGAUCUUAUAUUGAAAUGUCACUCUCUGACUUCUUCAAAAACAGCCAAGCUAACCACACAGCCUUAAUUAGCAGGCAGACACAGUUAACCCUUCAUAGCUGCAACCAAAUAUUGUUUUUGCCAGGUCCAUUAAUGUGUUGUCGUCUUACCUCAGUAGUGGUGUGCUGUGAAUGUUGUUAUGAUGCUGUUUGUUAUGGAUUUUCUGUUUAGAUAUUUAAUUGAGUCUUUGUUAAAUACAAUAUUGAAUAGGGGUCAUUGAAGAUCUCCCUUUUCCUUUAUAACUUACUUGGGGUCUUUUUGAAUGUAUUAAUCUAUUACUAAGAAUCCGUACCAUUCGGUGCUGUGUCUCAAUUUGCAACCGGGGCUUAGAUCCACACCUCUCUGAUCAAUGGAAGGCCGAGCGCUGAUGACCCCUCCCCGACUUUACUGAACUUCACCUCCGCACGCUACAUCCGCCUGCAGUUCCAGCGAAUCAGAACCCUCAACGCUGACCUCAUGACCCUGGCCUUCAACGACCCCCGCGAUGUCGACCCCAUCGUGACCAGGCGGGUAAGAACGACCCAACGUGUCGUAGACUACGCAUUACCAUCGCCUUCAUAUAGCAUCAUGAUCAUGAAUUCCAUCUGUGAGCCACUACCGUAUUUAUUUUCUACCCACCACCACUAUCAAAAUCUGUGAAAUGGCCGUGCGGCAUGUUGAUUACGUUGCGUUCACCAGACAGAUGGGUCUUAAUUAAAAAUGUUUAUAAUUAAGAAAAUCUGUUCCUUUCUGAGCAACAUCCACCUCAUCAUGUGUUGACUUCGGCCUACACUAUCAGUCACCCAGCGAGCUCCUGUGUGACGCAUAAUUACCGGACAGAUUGCAGGGUUUAUUUUGAGGAAUUUUUCAUUAAAAAAUACUGCUCAAUUUAGUCAUACAAAAGGGACUUAAAUAAUGAAAUUGUGGAUGAAAUUGUCUCUCACUCUCGGAUAAAUAAGUGUCUUUGAAUAUACUAGACUGUGAUGUAUUUUUGUAGAAGUAGCCAUGACGAUAGAAAUAUUCAUGCCAGUAAUCUCCAUUUCUAUCCACUUGUUACUGUCUCGUAUGUGUUUUUGCAGUAUUACUACUCUAUCAAAGACAUCUCAGUUGGAGGGAUGUGUAUCUGCUAUGGCCAUGCUAAAGCCUGUCCUCUGAACAACCAGACCAAGGUAUGUCAAUCAACCUGCAGUCUCCAUCCAUGGCCCCUUCUCUACACUGUGAGAUAAAGUAAGAUAGAUUUUCUCCCCCUGGGCACGGUUCAUUUAGCAUUUGAUAGUAACACCAAAGCGAAACGUGAUACUCUUUGACCUGCGGCCCUCGUUUUAAGUGUGCUCCAGUUGUUUCUUGGGUGAAAAGAUCUGAGUCGUCCCUUCAGUGACGAUGACACUGUAACAUGGCAUCAUUUGAUCCCCUGUCAGAAAUUCAGCUGUGAGUGUGAACACAACACAUGUGGGGAGAGCUGUGACCGCUGUUGCCCCGGCUACAACCAGAAACCCUGGAUGGCUGGGACCUUCCUCACUCGCCACGUCUGUGAGAGUAAGACCCCACAGUGAUAAACACAGUGUUACAUACUGUACAUACAACUGCCAAUUUUAUAUAAAAUUGUUUAGUAUGAUCCUAUGUUAUGUAAUUUGGUUUUAUCUUGCUAUCUUAUUUUGAUGUUAUGUAAACUUGAUGGGAAGAAUGUCUGGUGUUUUUCAAUUUUUUAUAAAACUUAUGAAACUCAACUUGAGAGACACCUGGUAAACAGUGCUAAACAAUUUUUUCAUACAGUUCUUUUUUUCCAUGAGGUACUGUAAUAAUUCCAUUUGUUUACUGAAUCUUUCCUUUGAUUUUAUUUGAUGCCUUCUACAGAGUGUAACUGUCAUGGGAAAUCUGAGGAGUGUUACUUCAACCAGACGGUGGCAGACAACAAACAGAGCCUGAACUCCAAGGGGGAGUACGUGGGGGGAGGGGUGUGUGUGGGGUGCACCAGGAACACAGCCGGGGUCAACUGCCAGACCUGUGCUGAUGGCUACUACAGACCCACUGGGGUAUGUACUGGUACUGUAUAUCCCAGUUGACAAGGAGCCAAGCAAUGACUGAGGUGCCUAUGAGUGAAUAAUCAAUAGUGAUCUCACUCCGUAUCUAUAGCUUUGUAUCGUGACUAGGGCCAUGAGUUGUUCCUGGCCUGAGCAGGAAAUACUCUGGGCCCUAUCAUGAUAUAUUAUGUUCCCAAUAUCAAAUAUGGCUUGUCAGAGUCUCCAUCUCUCCUCUUCCCUCCAGGUGAGUCCAGAGGACUCCAACCCGUGUCAGCCCUGCUCCUGUGACCCAGCAGGCUCUCUGUCCCCAGCAUGUGUUCCAGACCAGUCCCAGGCUGAAGGAGGUAUGCUACUCAACCGUCCUGUUCUCCUCUCCCCGCUGAUUUAGCCGCCAUAUGUCCCCCCCCCCACCCCCGGUCUCCCUGUUUAGUGCUAAAGCCUGCAUCUCUCCUCCUGUCUGGUCCCACAGACCUCACGGCUGGAUCCUGUCACUGUAAGCAGGGUUACGGGGGACAGCAGUGUGACAGGUGUACCUUUGGCUACAGCGGCUACCCCAACUGUAUCCGCUGUAACUGCAGUCUAGACGGAAGCCUAAACAAGGAUCCCUGCCUGUUGCCCUGUGUCUGCAAGGUAGGUCACCCCCCCCCCCCCCCCCCCCCCCCCAUAUCUCUAUCCUCCCUUCUUCCUCUCCUCCCCCACCACCAGAACCAAUCCAUUCAGUGUCAGUGGUGGACACAUCAGCAUGAUGCUUCACUCCCUCGUAGGGCCAACAGCUCCGAGUCCCCUCAAGUUCUUCUCACUAAUUGCUCCAGUAGAAAAUGUGACUUAUCAUUUGUUGUUCAAAUUAGUCGGCUACUUCCGCCGCUGCUAUUGUGCACACUCAUGUCUCACAUUUGUCAUACCCUGGGCAAACUCACUCAUUCACUAG
This is a messenger RNA of Coregonus sp. 'balchen', 4343 nucleotides long. The record is from the annotation of a GenBank genome assembly. NCBI's taxonomy places the organism in Eukaryota, Metazoa, Chordata, Actinopteri, Salmoniformes, Salmonidae.